GCACAGACUGAAGACAAAGCGCAGAGAGGAGUCCACCUCUCCAUGUGAUGUGCAGCGGCUCGGUGAGGGCGCAACAGUAAUCUCAGAUACUGUCCCCGCAUUUUUUUUUCUCCAAAAGAUUUUAUUUACGCUGCAUGGAGAGUUAACCAAGUGCGCCUCUGCCAUUUUUUUGCGGGUGUCCACUCACUUAGUGCUCCCUCCACUCCAGUUUCAACAUUUGUGAAGUGGCUGCCUCACCCGCUCGGACCGGGGGCCGUCUGGUCUCUGAUCUGGUCUCUGGAGUCCCCGGAGACUCGACGCGCUCCGUCAGAGCCAGGCUGUGCGGCUCCAGGAUCAGACCCGAGCCACCCCGAGCUCUAGCGAUGGAGAUGAUGGAGGGAGACGUUAUGGACAAACUCGAGGACAUGUCAUCGGUGUACGACUUCGAUCCGAUCACCGGCAACAUCCCCGCCACCAAAGUAGAAAUCACCGUCUCCUGCAGAAAUCUGCUGGAUAAAGACACAUUCUCCAAGUCAGAUCCAUUGUGCGUGCUCUAUACGCAAGGUGUUGAAACCAAACAGUGGAGAGAGUUUGGCAGAACGGAGGUGAUAGACAACACCCUAAAUCCAGACUUUGUUCGAAAGUACAUCUUGGACUACUUUUUUGAGGAGAAGCAGAACCUUCGCUUCGACUUGUAUGAUGUCGACUCUAAGAGCCCAGACCUGUCCAAACAUGACUUUUUGGGUCAGAUGUUCUGUACUCUUGGGGAGAUUGUUGGAUCACCAGCCAGUCGACUGGAGAAACCACUGGGAGGGAUCCAAGGGAAGAAAUGUGGCACUAUCAUCCUGUCCGCAGAGGAGCUGAGCAAUUGUCGAGACAGCGCCACUAUGCAGUUCUGUGCCAACAAGCUGGACAAGAAGGACUUCUUUGGCAAGUCGGACCCUUUCAUGGUCUUCUACAGGAGUAACGAGGAUGGAACGUUUACUAUCUGCCAUAAAACAGAGGUGGUGAAGAACACAUUAAAUCCAGUGUGGCAGCCUUUCACUAUCCCAGUACGAGCGCUCUGCAACGGAGACUAUGACAGAACGAUCAAAGUGGAGGUGUACGAUUGGGAUAGAGAUGGCAGCCAUGACUUCAUCGGGGAUUUUACGACCAGCUACCGAGAGCUAGCUCGAGGGCAGAGUCAGUUCAAUGUGUACGAGGUGAUUAAUACCAAGAAGAAAAUGAAGAAAAAGAAAUAUGUCAACUCUGGGACAGUGACCCUGCUCUCGUUCUCAGUGGAGUCAGAGUUCACAUUCUUAGAUUACAUCAAAGGAGGGACGCAGAUCAAUUUCACUGUGGCCAUCGAUUUCACAGCAUCUAAUGGUAACCCCUCCCAGUCCACCUCGCUGCACUACAUGAACCCCUACCAGCUCAACGCCUACGCCAUGGCCCUGAAGGCUGUCGGGGAGAUCAUUCAGGACUACGACAGUGACAAGAUGUUCCCCGCUUUGGGCUUUGGAGCCAAACUGCCCCCUGAUGGACGGGUGUCACAUGAGUUUCCACUGAAUGGAAACAUGGAAAAUCCAUACUGCAAUGGUAUUGAGGGCAUCUUAGAGGCAUACCACCAGAGCCUGAAGACAGUGCAGCUGUACGGGCCGACAAAUUUCGCUCCUGUGGUGAACCAUGUUGCCAGGUAUGCAGCUGCGGUGCAGGACGGCUCUCAGUACUUCGUGCUCCUCAUCAUCACAGAUGGCGUCAUCUCUGACAUGGCCCAGACCAAAGAAGCCAUUGUGAAUGGUGCCAAGCUUCCCAUGUCCAUCAUCAUAGUUGGAGUUGGUCAGGCUGAGUUUGACGCUAUGGUGGAGCUGGAUGGCGAUGACAUCAGGAUCUCGUCCCGAGGGAAACUGGCAGAGAGAGACAUCGUUCAGUUUGUUCCCUUCAGAGAUUACAUGGACCGGACAGGCAACCACGUGUUAAGCAUGGCUCGGCUCGCUAAAGACGUGCUAGCAGAGAUCCCAGACCAGUUCAUCUCUUACAUGAAGAGCCGGGGGAUCAAACCCAAUCCGGCGCCACCUCCCUACACACCACCCGGACACACACACCACCACCACACACAGAUCUGAAGCCCUCCUCUUGGCUUUUCACUGAAGACUGACAGCAUGCAGCAGCCACACAGAGUCCAGUGGGAACUCUGCCUCCUGUUUUUUGGUGCAAACAGGAGCUGACGCACCAGGAAAUGGGUGUUGAAUUUUGUGCCGUAUCCUCCCAGUGACUAUCGGAGCAGCAUUUUUUUCUUGGUUUGUUUUUCUGUGAUAUGUUCAUUUGGAUGAUUUCUCUUAAAGAGAGGCUCAAACUUUCCAGGACUCGUUGGUGAACGCCUUUUAAAUCAACACUGAGGCAGUGACUGUUUCACAUCUAAUUUGACAGCAGGUUGGUUCAAAGAGGUCAUGUUGUGGUUAAAACUUGUGCCUGUCUGUGGUUGUUUCUCUAAGUGUAUCGGGACAUGUGAACUUUGACCUAAGCCUUGCUCGUCAGUCAUUGGUGGCCUAAUGCAGUGAUAUUUUUUAGGCACAUUUUACCUUCUGGAAGUAGUUUUUAUAUUUGGGGAUUGUCUCCAUAUCUUCUAAUGCAUUGGUUAUGAUGGAGAAAAAACUACAGGUGUGUAGUUUACAAUUUAUUACGUUACAAACAUUAUUCAGGCUUUUCGUACCAUGAGGUUUCACCUCCUCUCUUCUUUGUUAGGUAAAUGUUUAUAAGAGCAUGUUGUAUGAGAAGUUAAAUCUCCAUAUCCCAGUAUAUUUAUUCUCCAGUGUUAUUCAGAGUGGCAUGGACAUUUGAUAGAUCUGUUUUGAAGUGGUCACCAAUUAUUUUCAUACGGCAUAUAAAAAGCACAACCUGUCUCUGUACCAAGGACAAGAUUAUGACGAUGCUAUCAGGUUAAUCACAUUUAAUCAUUUUGAUAGCUGCCAUUCAAUUUAUUUUAUUUAUUCAUGCAACUCAAAAAUCUUUGUACUGCAGCUGCAAUUUAACAUACAAUGCUGAAAAUGUGUCUCAGGCUGGUUUAUGGUUCUCAUUCAAUAAGGAUGAAUUGCCAUCACAACGGACAAUGUUGCACAAGAGGAACGUUAACAAAUUAAUCAUGAGUUUCUUUUAAAAUGUAGUGUUUUUGUAACACACAGUAAAUACAACAUAUUACUUUGCUCUAGUCUGACUAAUACCACUUUUAGGUAAUAUACACCACUAAAGCACAAUAUCCAAGGACAAUAAGGGUCUUAUGGCUUUCACCAGUUCUUGCAGAGAGGCACUGUGUCAAAAUUAGGGGUGUCAAACGUUAACUGUUUAAGUAAGCUGCCAAGAAUAUUUUGACCGGUUACACGUUGAUCAGUUUAGUAGUAGUACUGUCACUGUGCUGUACUGAAUUAAUAACAAAGCUGAUGAGGUAUUCACACUACGCUGGUUACCUAGCCUUGGCUCCCCUGCUGUGCACCACUUGAGUCGUAUGGGCGAUAGCUCACAACGGCACUCAUUUGGCGAUUACUGCUGGUAACGCCAUCCUGACCAAUGAUGGCAGGACAGUGUCACUGCAAAAACAUUGCAUGCCCACCCUCCAGACUCUCUCCAAGGUCGCCCCCAUGAGUAACUGUUUUAAUAUUGAACUGCAAAUCCCCUUUAGCACGUUAGCAGUAUCAGUAUGGCUACUGGUGCUAACAUACAGUAGUUAACAAUGGUAAGGGGUUUUACGGCUCAAAAUUAUGCUGUCUACUCACGGGGGUGACAUGGGGAGAGACACCAGAGGGUGGUCACCAUGUUUCUGCAGCGAUGCUAUCGGCUCGUGUUGCACGGUGCAGAGUGGCCAAGGCCAAAGUUAGCUAACCAGUGGAGACUAGAGUGUGGGCAGUGGGCACUAUGUUUCCACAUGUUAGCUGGAUGUCUGUCAG
Messenger RNA from Epinephelus lanceolatus (giant grouper), 3899 nucleotides. RefSeq names its product copine Vb (gene cpne5b). Gene Ontology annotation, cellular component: plasma membrane. Gene Ontology annotation, molecular function: calcium-dependent phospholipid binding. NCBI's taxonomy places the organism in Eukaryota, Metazoa, Chordata, Actinopteri, Perciformes, Serranidae. Gene Ontology annotation, biological process: cellular response to calcium ion. The record is from RefSeq and is a predicted model, not a curated record.